AUGAAUAGGCCGCCGCCGCAGGGUCGUGGCCAGCCACGGCCAGGUGCUACAUGGGCUCCAGGGGCGCAGGAUGGCUUUUACGUGCCAGGCCCGGAGGUCAUCUCCCCCUCCCCUCAAAGGGUGAUGCCUGAAGUUCCCGAGAACAUGCAGGACAAUCUUGCCCAUCUGGAGCAGGAGGCUCGCGACUCUCACCGCAGCUACCGCGCCGCACCCCAGUAUAACAACAACCCCCAAUUUCCUGAGAGAACCGCUUCAUCUCACGGCCCUGUUCAGUCGCCGCCGCCGCCGUCCGCUCCCAUGCAUUCCGCCGGGUAUGGGUACGAAGACACUACUUCGUACGAGCAGCACUCCGCCUACGACACCAUGGACCAUCCCAACUUCUCGCCCUUCCCCGUCCUCCGCAACCCCCCUCCAAACGUGCCGCCCACCGAUGAGCAGCGAGAGGCCAACCUCGAGCGGGCGCGUCUGGCCGUCUUGUCGUCCAACGACCCGGAAAUGCAGCUGGCGUGGGCUCAGGAUGCGCUCACCUACGUCGAGAUCGCCGCGCAGAAUGAAGCCCGGCUGUCGCUGAUCCAGCCGCCGCGUCCGCAGACCCCGCAGGUCGAACACCAGCUCAAGACCGACGCCAUGAACAUUGUCGGCUUUCUGGCUGACCAGCGCCACCCCAAGGCCGAGUUCAUCAAGGGCAUGUGGCUGGAAUUCGGCAAGUUUGGCUUCCGCGUCGACAAGAAGGAGGCAUUCCGCUGCUACUCGCGAGCGGCGGAGAAGGGAUACGCACGGGCGGAGUAUAGGAUCGGGAUGCAGUUUGAAAGCUCCAACGAACCAGAAAAGGCUACCAGACACUAUGAAAAGGGCGUGAGCCUAGGCGACUCUGCGUCUUACUACCGUCUAGGUAUGAUGAUCCUUUUGGGCCAACAUGGUCAACGACAAGAUUACGCGAUGGGUUUGGACUAUAUUCGACUGGCUGCCCAGACAUGUGACCAGAAUGCCCCCCAGGGUGCUUAUGUGUUUGGUAUGCUUUUGGCCCGAGAGCUGCCGCAAGUCAGCGUUCCCGAACAAUUCCUCCCGCUCGAUCUGAAUGCCGCUCGUGUCAACAUCGAGAAGGCGGCCUAUCAUGGCUUCGCCAAGGCCCAGGUCAAGAUCGGUGCGGCCUACGAACUGUGCCAGCUGGGCUGUGACUUCAAUCCGGCUCUGUCUCUGCACUAUAACGCCUUGGCAGCCCGUCAGGGCGAGCCCGAGGCAGAGAUGGCCAUAAGUAAAUGGUUCCUCUGUGGCCAUGAGGGUGUAUUCGAGAAGAAUGACGAGUUGGCCUUCACCUAUGCUCAACGCGCCGCUCAGAGUGGUCUCCCGACCGCGGAAUUCGCUUUGGGAUACUUCUAUGAAGUCGGGAUCUAUGUUCCCGUGGACAUCAAAGAGGCGCGAAGCUGGUACGCGAAGGCGGCGGCAAGUGGAAACAAGGAUGCGACAACCCGCAUCGACAGCAUCUCCCGGUCGAAGACACUGUCAAGGAAGGACCACGAAAGGGUGGCCAUUGCUCGAAUCAAGUCCCGGUACGGCUCCCAUGGCCGCCAGAAUUCUUUGGAUCCAACUCCGGAGAAUCUCGAGAUGCCCGAUCCCUCCAGGAUAAGUCUCUCAGACCCCCCUCCCUCGGCUGCCCCGUAUCCCGAUCAAUCGGCUCCUCGGCCUCGACCCGGUCCCGGUGGCCAGCCGAGCUAUCCUAACGAUCCUAGGCCAAGUUCUGCCUUUGGCAUCAACCCCAACAUUCGUCCUAAUACCGGAUCCAACUAUGGCCCUCCUCAUCCGCCCCCUAAUAACCGUGCCGCUUCAUACGGCCCGGGAGGUCCCGGACCUGGGGGCUAUCGUCCCUCUGGACCUGGAGGUCCGCCGCCGGGCGGCCCUGGUAAGCCAGGCCCGGGUGGAGCAGGUAAACUCGAUAUUGGAUACUCUGCGCCCAUGGAACCGGCCGGAAGAAGACCCCCUCCCAACAUGGGAAAACCUCCCGGCCGUCCGGACGGGGGAUACCACGGUCCCCCAGACCGAAGGCCGCCGCCAGGGAGAGCCCCGGCGUCACCACACCUGCAGGGCUCCUCAAUGCCCAACUCACCGCAUCUGUCAGGGGGGUCUCCCGUUUCUGGCACCUUUCCUCCUCGUAUGGAGUCCAGGCCGCCGCCACGAGAUUCAGCCUCUUCCACCCCUAGACCCUCGGCACCAUCCUCGGCACCACCCUCGGCACCACCCUCAGCACCCCCUUCAGCACCCCCUUCAGCACCACCAUCUACUGUCGCGAGCUCCCCCAAGCCCGCCGCUCAGCCUGCCAAGCCGCCAAGCAAAGGACCCAAGACGUUCGAAGAAAUGGGCGUUCCUGCCGUCAAGAACGAUAGUGAUUGCAUUAUAAUGUGA
Molecule: messenger RNA, 2400 nt
Organism: Penicilliopsis zonata CBS 506.65
Lineage: Eukaryota; Fungi; Ascomycota; Eurotiomycetes; Eurotiales; Aspergillaceae
Exons: 5
Coding region: 1-2400 (799 amino acids)
Molecular function (GO): protein binding
Source: RefSeq, a predicted model, not a curated record